GUUGAAGAGUGACUCUUACUGGGUUUGGAUAGCGGCCUCUUCCGCCAUCUGAAUUGCUUCUGGAACUCUUGCAACCCAUGUUACUGACAUUUCCAUAUGUAACUACUUCACAGCCGUUCCAGAGUUAUCCAGAGCAAACAAGCAUCUAUCAGAGUGUAAAAAACUGAUCCAAGUGAACAAAUCUUUAGUUCUAAGUUAUUUAGAAUAAUACCCAUUAUUAAAGAAUCUAAGAAAAAAAUAUUAUUUAAGUACAAUCUUGUGUCAUUAAAAUGUUUCAUAUUUUGAAACUAUAUGGCUAAGCCAUUUGAUUAGCAUAACUAGAUGUAAGAGAACCAGCUGUCUUUAACAUAUGUACUAGAAAGCAGCUUCCUUGACUAAGAAGACUUGGGAUCAUACCAGUGCUAACAUAUGGCUUUUUAAGAGUCAUCUUAGGCAGGAACCUUAGUCUUUGUUUGCCAAAGUCUUUAUAUCAUGUGAUUUCCUUUUGAAAUUAUUUCAAAUGGUAGAUUAUCACUGAACUUUAUAUAUUCUUGUUACUUGUUUUAUUCAUUAGUUGCCUUUCUAUAUACAUAUACGUAAAUUGUUUAUAAAUCAACCCACAUUUUAAUGAGGGAGAAACCUUUCUGGACCUCAGAUGCCCCAUCCACAGUGAGUGUUUGGAUUAGACAUUCUUAAUUUCUAGCCAGUUCAAAAUACUGUUCUGAUGAGGAAGCCUUGUUGUUAGGUGACAUAUUUUUUGUAAGAUAAGUAAACCCAUAAUUAUUUUGUAUAAGCUUUUUUUUUUUUUUUUUGUAGUAGUAGGUUUUUUGAAAGACACUCCUACAGACGUUAAUAUUUAAGUGGGGCCUUGCAGUGAAGCAUAUGUCCUUAACCUUAAUCAUUAUAUUUAUUCUUUCUGCAAGGUAGACUUAGGAAGUUUGCAAAUUGAAAUUUAGAGGUUCAUAUAUUGAAAAUUAAGUUCAUUGGUAUAAUGGAAAGAAAAAUCCAAAGUUCAUUUUCUAAUAUCUGAAAAGCUUUUUAAAGUACAUUCUUAGAAAGAGGUUCAUAUGGUUUAGCUGUUUCCCCACCCAAAAUCUCAUCUUGAAUUGUAAUCCCCAUAAUCCCCGUGUGUCAAAGGAGAGACCAGGUGGAGGUAAUUGAAUCAUGGGGGCAGUUUCCCACAUGCUGUUCUCAUGAUGGUGAGUGAGUCUCAUGAUAGCUGAUGGUUUUAUAAGGGGCUCUUCCCACUUUGCUCUGUCACUCUUCCCUGCUGCCUUGUGAAGAAGUUGCCUUGCUUCCCCUUCUGCCAUGAUUGUAAGUUUCCUGAGGCUUCCCCAGCCAUGCUGAACUGUGAGUCAAUUAAACGUCUUUCUCUUAUAAAUUACCCAGUGUCGGGCAGUUCUUUAUAGCAGUGUGAGAACAGAAUAAUAAGAGGUAUUCUAAAUCAAGUCAGUACUUCAAAAUCUUACUGUCCUUUUAGAGUUGAGAUCUAAACGAUACUCAACUAUGUGAUCCACCUGAAUAUUUUAGGGUUUUAAAUCAUUCUUGUUUAAAUUUAUGACCCCUUUGGGGGAAGCUGUUAGUAUUUACCAGUGGUAGGCUAACAGUUCCUAACUGAGCUUUUGCUGAUCUGAUUUUAAUAAAUUCUAGUUGAAAGUCCUAUAGAAGAGAAGGAAAUAGCAAUGGUGCUAACUCGAUUAAAAAUAAAAACAAAAUGCACCUUGUAUAAUUCCAUAUUACCACAUUUAGCUAAACAGUGUUUGUAUGUAGAGAUUUCUGGGUUCUGGGUGGAGGAGCUCGACAGAGAGGGAGCAGAGAGUUAGCAGAUUUGGAAAAUGAGACGAAAUGAAGUUGAAAUUAGGAAUUUGUACAGAUUUAUGUUAGCUAUUCUGUUACUAUUACUAGUGGGCUUUCAUUUAAUAUUGCUCCAAAAUUUUGAUUGACUUUAUCUUUCAAACAGUGUAUUCUACUUAUGCUUUCUCUUUUGUAGGCAGGGGAGUCAGUGAUACUCUAUGCAUUUUGUUUUGUUUUUUUUCUUUCCUUGCUUCAACCUGAAGAAGUAAAUCGCCUGUUUCUUCUUGAUUAAUGUCCAUUGGUUAUGCCUUUAGUAAACUUUCCUUGUUUAGAGUCUUGUGUAUGUUUUUCCAAGCAUCUUUUAAGUCUGUACAAAUUCAGUUUUGCUGGCAGUUUUUAGUGAAGAACCAAAAUAUUCAAAUUUUUGUGUAAAUAGUUUUCAUAUUUUUGAGGCAAUCAUUUUUACUCUUGUGGAGUCACCUAUACAUCAGAGAUUCCACAUGUGAAAUUUUUGUGUUUUAGAAAUACAUCCUAGAAGUGACUUUUGUUUCCCUUUAGGAUCAAGAGGUUUUGCAAUAUAUGGCAGAACAACAGUGAAUAUAAGGGGUAAGGGAACCUGAGUUCUAGGCUAAGCUGUGACCUUAAUAAAUCUUAACCAUGGUAAGUCAUUCAACCUCCCUGGAUCUCAGUUUUAUCUAUGAAAUAAUCCUCACUAACAUUCUCUGACUUUAACUUUAAAAGUUAGAAUCAGAACUAUUACCCUCUCCACGAAAAAACCGAACCUGCUCCAAUGUAAGAAUUGUUUACAGUCAAUUAUAAGUCAAGGUGGAAAUGGCUUUGGUUAAUCAAAAAGGGUGAAGUAUCCAGUGCGUGCACAGAUGACCUUGAAAUGUAAGAGUUAUGAGUGGGAAGCACUGGGGUUUAUGAUGUCUCAUGCAUUCAGCUUGGAAGACAGUGUGAAAUGGGAACAGAAGCAUAAAUAACCGGACAUUUGUUGUUCCUUUGGCAGAUGAACCAUAUUUUAUUGGGACUUGUUGCUUAACUGCUGGUUCUAAACUUCAUGUGUUAGAAAGAAGAUGAGUAAUUAUGUUUUUGGCAUGAUAGAUUGUUGUAAAAUGUUUAAACUAUUUAGUAACAUAGUUUAAGAUCCCGAAUUCCAAUAUGAAGGUGUUGUGUGGUAUCUGCUGACUUUUGACCCACAUGGAUAAAGUGCCAUCUUAGAACUGAAAGCCGGCAGGGUGUGGUGGCUCAUGCCUGUAAUCCCAGCACUUUGGGAGGCUGAGGCGGGCAGGUCACUUGAGGUCAGGAGUUUGAGACCACCCUGGCCAACAUGGUGAAACUCUGUCUCUACUAAAAAUACAAAAAUUAGCUGGGUGUGGUGGCAGGUGCCUGUAGUCCGAGCUACUUGGGAGGCAGAGGUGGGAGAAUUGUUUGAACUGGAGACCGAGGUUGCAGUGAACUGAGAUUGUGCCACUGCACUCCAGCCUGUGAGACAGAGUGAGACUCCUUCUCAAAAAAAAAAAAAAAGAGAAGUGAAAGCCAUAGAUGCUUAGAUCCUUACCUGCAGUGGUGGUGGUCACAUACAGGAUGCCCACCCACAAGGCUGUUGGAGGAAUCUGCCUCAUCAGGGCUAACACCCAUGCAGGCACACACAUAACCCCACAUGGUUUUUAUUAAGCAUAAAACUUUAAAAACUGCAACUUUAAAAUACAUAUUUAAUUAUGAUAAUGCAAGCUCAAAGAAAAUUAGAGAAAAUUUUCCAGAGGAAAAAGUAGAAAAAGGAACCUAAACUCAGAAUAAUACAUAGCACAAGACUUUGCAUUUUCUUCAUAAUUUUCCUCCCAAUGCAGGGCAGUUGUAUUUUUACAUAGUUGUGAUCAUACCGUUAUGCAAUCAUAGCAUUUUAUUUUCUUAGGUUAAAAAUAAUCUGUACUUGGUAUUUAUAAAAUGCAAAUAAUUUUGAUGAAAAAACUUUGAAGAAAAGAGAAAAUGCCUCUUCGUUCUCUCAUUUCACUCCCUAGAAAUAAUUAGUGUCAACAAUUUUAUUUUUCACAGCCAUUUUAUGGACAUUGAAAUAUGCAAACUUUUAAAAAGCAGUGGCAUGAUAAUCUGUAACUUUAUGAAAAAUUACAUUGUGGACAUAGUCUUACAAUGACGCAGAUAAAUCUAGAGAAGUGCCGUUCAGUAGUAAUAAAAUGUGAACCUCUUGGUCAUUUUUAAUUUUCUAGUUGCCACAUUAAAAGAGUAAAAAUAGGUGAGCUUAAUAUAUUUUAUUUAACCCGAUAUAUCCAAAACAGGAUCAUUUAAACAUGUAGUCAAUGUAAGAGAUAUUAAUGAGAGAUUUAAGUUUUUAAACUGUUUUUGUAAUAAAUCUGGCAUGUAUUUUACACUCAAGCAUAUCUCAAUUCAGAUGUGAAAUUUUCAUUGGAAAUACUUGAUCUGUAUUUAGAGUUUAUAGAACUUACAAUUGAAAAAGUAGAAUCACAAACCCAAUUUUUUCCAGACAUACUUCAAAGUUUUCUAAUAACUGAGUAUCAAUUAAUUAAAGUAAAAUUCAGUUCCUCAGUUGCACAGACCACAUUUUAAGUGCUCAGUAGCUAAUGGGUCCUGUAUUACCCAGGAGCAGACUAUCAUUUUUAAUAGUUGCAUACGUUUAUUUGCUGAUAAUGUUUACUGAGUGCUUACUAUAUUGUUGGCUACUAUUAAUCAGGCUCCAUGUGUUACUUCUAUUAAUCAGGCUUCAUGUGUUACCUCUAUUAAUCCCCCCAAUGAUUCUGAAAGAUAUUCUAAAUGUACGGAAGAAAUAGAAACUUAGUGCAGCUAUUAAAAAGCAUAACUAAGUGUUAAACCUAGGUCUUUGAUAUGAAGGAUCAUGCUGUUUCCCUCUCCUUUAAUGUGGCUCUGUUAUGAUUUAUUUAAUCAUUGACCUACCAGUAGAUAUUUUGGUUAUUGUUUAUUAUUGGCAAUUGCAAACCAUACUUCAGUGACCAUCUUUGUGAGCAUAACUUACAUAAUUGUUUCAUAAAAAAUUCAAUGAGAAUACACAUUUUAAAUAUUCAUAGCCAGUCAUGGUGGCUCAUGCCUGUAAUCCUAGGACUUUGGGAGGCCAAGGCAGGAAGAUCAGUUGAAUUCAGGAGUUCAAGACCAGCUUGGGCAACAUAGUAAGACCUCAUCUCUACCAAAAAUUAAAAAGAUAAAUAGGCGUGGUGGCAAGUGCCUAUAGUCCCAGCUACUUGGGAGGCUGAGGUGGGAGGAUUGUUUGAGCCUGAGAGGUUGAGGCUGCAGUGAGCUGUGAUGGCACCACUGUACUGAUGCCUGGGCAUCAGAGUGAGAUCCUGUCUCAAAAAAAAAAAAAAAAAAAUUGUUUUCAAAGUAUCCUACAAAAAGACCUUAUCAGUCAUAUUUCUAAUAGAGUAUCAGAAUGUACUUUCACUAAGUAUUAUCAAUCUUUUUCAUCUUUCUUGGUCUAAUUGGAGAAAAUGUCUCUUAGCUACACUUUGAUUGCCAGUGGGUUAUUGCAUCUAUUCAUGUUUGAUCAUUUGUGGGGUUUUUCUGAAUUGUCUGUUCACUGAACUCUCUUCAUAAGCACAAUGCCUAGUACAUAAUGCCUAGUAUAUAAUACUGCAUCAUGUGGAUUGUGUUACUCUUCCCUUAUUUGGACUUGCUGCUUAUUUCUACUUUUUUUCAUAUUAUAAAUAAUACUGCAGUGCAUAUCUCUGUAUGUCUUUUUUUGUAUCUAUUUUAUGUUAUUUCCUUAAAAUAAAUUCCUGUUAGUGGAAUUACUGGGUCAAGGCAGUGAAUAUUUUGAGACUCAUGGUAUAGAAUGACAAAUUUAUUUUCAAAGUGCUGCUCUAGUUUACCAUCCAGCCAUUGUUUGGGACCAGUAGUAUUGAAAAUAUAUAUAUUUAUUAAAAUAUAACGGUACAGAAAAGUGUAAUUAACCUAAAUAUAUAGCUUAAUAAAUUUAUAAACUGAACACAGCCAUCUCAACAGCACCCGAAGCAUUGCAGAGUGUUACCAGCACUCCCAGAAGCGUGCCUGUGCUCCUUUUUAGCCAAUGUCUCUACCCCCCACUGCACUGACUUCUAACAGCAAAAGUAUGUUGUACAUGUAAUGUUCAAAGGCUAACAUGUCACUUUUCCAUACAUGCAUGUUGAUAUCUUUAUUAUGCAAGUAAUGUGUUCAUUGUUUUAAAAAAACACUAUUAUAAAAUGCACUGACUAUAUUUUUAUUGUAUUUAUUUUGUAGAGAUGGGGUUUUGCUAUGUUGCCCAGGCUGGUCUGCAACUCCUGGCCUCAAGCGUUCCGACUGUCUUGGCUUCCCAAAGUGCUGGGACUAUAGGCGCAAGCCACAGUGCCCAGCUGAGUAUAUUUUUAAAAGCAUGUAUUAUCCCCCUAGUGAAUGUUGCUCUGCAUAGUUUUUAAUAUAUAUUAAAUAAAUCGGGCUGUUGGAUUGACUAUCAGAAUGUCAUCUUAAACUCUAAUUGAUAAUCAGAAAAGGAAUCCUGCAGUCCAGGAGAUACUAGCAUAAUGAUCAGUUUCUCUUCAAGGCUUCUAGAUAUCCAUUGUAAGACAAGGAAUGGGGAUGGGGAGGGGGCUUGUUAAAAAAUGUGCCGUCAAGAGUCUGACUUCAUAGGUCUCAUAGGGGCCUAGGGAACUACAUUUAAAAAAUAUUUUUAGGCCGGGCGCGGUGGCUCAUGCCUGUAAUCCCAGCACUUUGGGCGGCUGAGAUGGGCAGAUCACAAGAUCAAGAGAUCAAGACCAUCCUGGCCAACAUACUGAAACUCUGUCUGUACUAAAAAUACAAAAACUAGCUGGGUGUGGUGGUGUGUGCCUGUAGUCCCAGCUACUUAGGAGGCUGAGGCAGGAGAAUCACUUGAACCUGGGAGGCGGAGGUUGCAGUGAGCUGAGAUUACGUCACUGCAUUCCAGCCUGGUGACAGAGUGAGACUGUGUCUCAAAAAAAUUUUUUUUUAAAUUUCUUGAUACAUAAUGGUUGUGCAUAUUUUUAGGGUACAUGUGAUAUUUUGUUACGUGUGUAUAAUGUGUAAUGAUCAAAUGAAGGUAAUUGGAAUAUCCAUCAUUUUAAACAUUUAUCUUUAUGCUGCAAGCAUUUGAAUUAUUCUCUUCUUGCUAUUUUGAAAUAUACGAUAGAUUAUUGUUGAACUAUAGUCACCCUGCUGAUCUAUUGAGCACUAGGUCUUAUUUCUUCUAACUGUAUUUUUUACCCAUUAAUCAACCUCUCUUCAUCCUCCUUUCCCCCUGCACUCUUCUGGCCUCAGGUAAACACCUAUCAAUUCUUUGUCUUCAUGAAAUCCACCAUGAGUGAAAUCUCAUCCACUUAUGAGUAAGAACGUGCAGUAUUUGUCUUUCUGUGCCUGGCUUAUUUCACUGAGCAUAGUGACAUCCAGGGGAACUGCAUCUUUAACAACACUCACGUGACUGACUCAGGCACAUCAUCAUGAAGUGAACUCCAUGUGGGCAGGGGCCUAGCUAGUAUCAUUCACUGCUGUAUGCCUGGCCACAUAGUAGACAUCAGUGAGUGUUUGCUAAAUGGGUAGAUGAGUGGUUUGAAAGUUGAAUCAGGUGGUUCUCACUCACAUUUACCAGAGUUCUGGGAUUGUAAAAGUGGUGGCACUGUCUGAUCUACUGUUUACUUGUCAUGGGUCUUUAAAGAAGUUUCUAAAAGUCUUAUACUUUGAUGUUUGCAUAAAUUAUAUUUUGACAACCUUUUAAAAACUGUUGUUGCAGUCAUGUAUUCAGUUCAAAUCAUUCUAUAGUAGAUUGGAUUGUAGCUAAAUAAGCAAAAUGACUCAUUUAAUAAAGUGUUUUGCUUCAGAUAAAGUAAUGAAUCUAUUCACUUUUCAUUCUAUACAAAAUUAUUUUUGACACCACUCUGGAAAUUCACUCUGAUGUUAAGAAUAGUCUAUACCUUUCAUGAAUCCAACUCAGAAAUAAAAUAAGUGACCUGUUGUACCACUAUUUGGAAGUAUUCUUUGGUGUUUAAUGAUAAAUAUACUUUAUACUAAAAGCACAUGGUUUUUUACAUAUAUUGUAAAAAAGAUGCAAGCCCUUGAACACGUGCUUUUGUGUUUGUACCCCAGGGAUGUUCUUUACUAGUGAUGUGACUUUGAGAAACUAUCAUCGUCUUUUUGGACCUAGGUUUCCUCAACCUUAAAAUGGAAAUAGUACCAGCUUCACAGGGUCCUUGUGAAAAUUCAGUGAUAAUGUGUGUACGUGUUUAGCACUGUUUCUGACCUGUGGACAUGAAAGAUCAGAUGUCAACUUCAUCUGUGCAGGCAUUAGCUGAAAGAAGAAAUAGACAGGCACUGCUGGGAGACAGUGGCAGCCAGAACUGGAGCACUGGAACAAUAGAUAAAUACGGGCGUGUGGACCGAGAGCUCCAGAGAGCCAAUUCUCAUUUCAUUGAGGAGCAGCAGGCACAGCAGCAGUUGAUCGUGGAACAGCAGGAUGAGCAGUUGGAGCUGGUCUCUGGCAGCAUCGGGGUGCUGAAGAACAUGUCCCAGCGCAUCGGAGGGGAGCUGGAGGAACAGGCAGUUAUGUUGGAAGAUUUCUCUCAUGAAUUGGAGAGCACUCAGUCCCGGCUGGACAAUGUGAUGAAGAAACUUGCAAAAGUAUCUCAUAUGACCAGUGAUCGGCGCCAGUGGUGUGCCAUAGCCAUCCUCUUUGCAGUCCUGUUGGUUGUGCUCAUCCUCUUCUUAGUGCUGUGACAGCGGGGCCUCUGGGUGCGAGUUCCUCCUGCAUAUGAACCGAGGGGAGGAGGAGAAGCUGAGCACGUGUGACAUUGCCAUCUACUCACAUUCCUAUCCUGGAAACAUACUGCUGCACUGACUUUUCUCCGUGUGACCCCACAAUUGACAUGGCUCCUCCAUCCCAGCGCUGGAAGGGCAAGUAGGAAGAGGAAAUAGAUGUCUGCACUCCUGGUUGCAGCUGGACAACAGAAGCCCCAUGCCACCUGUCCAGUUCAGUGGAGAACUGGCUGCUGCCUUGCCUUCCGGGACCUUGUUUGCUGCGGAGGGACUCACAGACUCCACUGGUAUUUUGCUGUUGCUCAUUCCAUGCAUCUUUGGCAGCUCUUUUCUUCUGCUUAGACCCUUCCCCAUGCUCAGACAGUGUGCCGCUGUCCCACCUAAAGAAACCUGUCAGGAAUGCGAGCUUCUGGGUAUGUUUCGUUUCCCAUUGCUGUAGCAUUUCUUAGCCCCUGAGAGCUGAUGAUGACUGAGGACAGAAGGCUCAGAAACAGUUUGUGACAGAAAAUGCAGUGUUUCAUUUUUCAGGGAUAAAUGCUAAGAUAAAAUUGCUUUUCCAGGUCAUUUUUUUGUGGUGAGAAUAACUAAUGGAAAAUAAUGAAACACCGUGGGGUUUGGGGGUGCUAACAACUUGUGGCUUUAACUGACAGGAGCAAUUAAAAAGAGCAAGAGGGCUCUGCAUUGGCAUAGCUUAGGGAAGGGUUAAUGAUGUCACCAGAGGUCAGCCCUUGAUCCUUGCCGACUUGAUGUUGCUGUACCAGGGCUUCCUCCCCAGAGGUGCAGCUUGCGUUUUGAGGGUGAUUGCUAUGUAUGUUGUUGCUAAACAGCUCAGUAACACACUUGAAUGAAUUUGGAUACCAGAUUGUCCUGGUUACAGUUCUUUUACUCAUAGGGCACUCUACAUUGGGGGUUGGGGUUGGGAGUGGUUAGUACAUUUGUUACAUUUAUUCAGAAACAUAAUGACAUAAAAGGUUAGCUCUGGGCCAGACUUCUCUUACUCUGUGGGUAAUGGCAAGGAUGUGUAGGUAAACUUAGUUCUUUUUUUUCCCUAAGAUGACAACUUGAUUUUAUCAUCUGCAGUCAAAUAACUGAGCCAAUCCAAAUUUAAAUGAUAGAUGCUUUAAUUGAGUUUAAGUAGCUGAAACUGCUGAGACACUAAACUUUAAGCUUCUGAUGACUUUUUAAAAUGCCUCAAAUGUGCACAUGUAUAUAGGAUAUUUUUAUAACUUCCCUGAUGAAUAAUCUGAUAUUAAAGUAGUAUUUGGACCCAGAGCCAGAACUCGGUGGUGGAGGCUGCUGGUCUCUCCUCACCACCUUCUUUUGCACUUGGAAAGAACAGCAACAUCUGGAUAGAGUUCUAGCUUUGACUUCUCAUUUCCUUGUCUUUUUGGGUGCAUUCCUCAGCACACUUUUUUUUUUAACCUUUUGUUUUGUUUUAUUUGUAUUUCAUGUGGUUUUAUUUGGGGGUUUUGUUUUUUUCACCCUUUUUUGUGAUUUGCAAUGAUGUGCUUGCCCAGCUAACUUUUGAAUUGCACUUUUUAAUAAAUAUUCUUAAUUUUUGAAGAAGGAUAUUUUAUCUCAUUUGAGAUCAUGGUAGGUUAAGAAAAUAUGCCUGUUGAUGAAAGCUAAAAGCAAAUUCGUGAAACUGAAAGGGUGAUUGACAUCCAUGUUUACACUCCGCUCUAAUGUUUGAUAUAUAAAUAAGUUAUUUUCAAAUUAGGAAAAAAAAAGUGAGUAUUACAAAGGGCUUCAGAUGUUUAGAGUACUGGGUUAUUUAUGUUUUACAAAGUUUGAAUCUUCUGUAAACUAAGGGGAUGAUCCUUAGAUUUGCAUUAAAAUAUAUAAGUCUUUUAAAGUAAAUGUGGACCUUGUCUAAGUACUGUAAUCCACACAACACAUUAUAAGAAGCAAACCAGCAUCUUAAGGAAUUAUAAAAUUACCCUGUUUAAAAGCCAUGCUAUUGUUCUGCUAUUACCAGAUUUAUUGUGCCACACAAAAGGAUCAUGUGUGUCAGCAGGGGCCGUUUGGAACAAACCUAGUCAUUAAUGAGUAAGAUACUCCUGUUAGUUCAGGGAUCAAGUUUUAUGACCCAGAGGCUUAAUGAUGUUUGGAUAUAUUUCAAAUCGACGUGCUUACCUCACUCAUUUAAAUUAUUUUCUAAAUAGUGGCCAUUGUAGACCUGACUCAGGCUGAAGCUAAAUAGAGAACAAUUUAGAAAGUUAACUAAAAAUACAGGACAUUCUCCCCGUAGGGCCACCAUGCCCUUCUGCCUCUGGCUGACUUGAUCCUGUGUCUGAUCCCAUUGCACCCUGACUGGGCAGUCCCUACAGAACCAGUGUUAAUUUGAAGGGCCUCCACUCAGGCUCCAAAUGUGGCAGCCAAAGAGAACAAUCCAGGGAACCUACAUUUAUUUUUAAGGACAAAUAUUUCCCCCCUCAGUGAUCCUAAUGUUCAGGGCCUUAGAGGGAACCCAGGUGGUCUCUUUAUCCUGUGUCCUAGAAUGGGAGAGUAAGUAGACAGUGGUGAUAACCCCACACUACUUAUAAGUGCAUCUUUAUAGUAUUUGGAGCUUUCUUUUCCCUUUAGCCUUCUGUACCUAGUACCAUAUUCCAGUUUUAAAGAACUGGCAGAAUGUGAUGGAUAACAGAGAAAGAGCUCAAUUUAUGUUUAUUGGAAGAACAUUUUACUUAAAUGAUUUGAGGGGUGGGAGGGAAUGAACUAUUGAGUUUGCCAGAGUGAAAAUCCAUCUGAAAAACUCAACUACCUUUAGUUUUUAGUCCUAAUUUUCAGUCUUGUCUCUGCGGACUGUGAAGAAUCACAAUGCUCUGUAUGCCCUGGACUGUGUGGCAAAUGCAGGUUGCAGCGUGUGUGUUACAUGAGGAUCUUCCACAAUUUCAGAAUGCACGCCAGAGCUGAAGGGGGAAACUUGGUAACUUGCCCAUUAUUCUCUGCUUUUAGCCAGAGUUAAACAGACUGAUGGGUCUGGUAGCCAACAACUUGGCAACUUCCACUCCUUCUCACCUCGUGAGAUUAAGGGCUGUGAAAAGAAAUCUAGUCUAACUCCAACAGAAAUCUGUCUCUGUUAAGUGUUUUACCUUCUGUAAGUAGAGAUGCUAGAGCCAAGAUUUUUCUUUUGGUAAUUUCCCUGUCUAUAAAGUGAGACCAGAGGGAUAUCUGUUCCCUGUUACCUUUUUGGAGAAUUCAUAACAUUUGAAGAUCAAAAAAUUGAAUGAUAAAUAUGAAUGGCUUUUCAAUUCUGUGGACUUUGUACCGUUUGGCUUCACCUUGUACUGCAAGAUGAAUUUGUAAACAAAACAAAAUUGGACUGUCUGGAAAGCUAAAGUUCUAAAAUAUGGAAUGUACUGCCUCUAAUUUUUCUUUGUCUUCCUCUAACUGGCAUUUUUUUCUCUCCCAGGUUUCUUAAGAAUAAUGUUUUUUAAAGGAGGCUUUUUGCCCAUCAAGAAUAAAAAGAAAUAAAACCAAAGGGUUACUGGA
Molecule: messenger RNA, 12036 nt
Organism: Symphalangus syndactylus (siamang)
Lineage: Eukaryota; Metazoa; Chordata; Mammalia; Primates; Hylobatidae
Gene: STX6
Product: syntaxin 6
Biological process (GO): Golgi vesicle transport; intracellular protein transport
Cellular component (GO): membrane
Molecular function (GO): SNAP receptor activity
Source: RefSeq, a predicted model, not a curated record